UACUCCUGCGAAGGAAUCAGAACUCUUUUUGUAUAAAAAUGUAUAACACGAUUUUUAUUAAACAAUCUUCAUGGUGCUCGUGUCAGUAUAGAGUACGCAAAAAGAUUUCUAUUACAGUACAAGUCUUACAUGACAUUUAGAGCAUUAUAUAUUAUAUGCUCUAAGCAUGAACAGCAUUGUAUGUACAGUACAAUAUUCUAUGCCUAAAAUUUCGUUUUUACGUUCUAUUGGCAAUACUGCCAAAAUUAUAUCAUUAUCCUACCGAUCGUACGUAAGUUCAUGCGAUCGCGCAACAACACAAAGUUGUUUGUUGAUUACAUGCCUUUAUUGCCAAUCAUAUCAUGUGACGUAGAAUAAUCUGAUUGUGUAGGUAAUUGUCAGUACAUUGCAUUUCAAUAACCAUUGAUAUACAUAGUGAUUGUGAAAAAUAAUUAAUGUGUUGCCCCAUAUAUAUACAUACAAAAAAAAUCACUGUCGCAGCUUAUGGAUGAAUGUUGAUGGAAUGCCAGCAUAAAUUCCAGUGUCAUAUAAUAAAUAUUAAACAAUUAUGGCAACUGAAGUGAAAGAUAGUUUAAGAAAAUUAAAUGAAAAAGAAAAUGGUAAUUCACGUGCUAUAUUUUAUAAAAAGCCGAUUAAGAGAGAUAAUUAUAAUCUGAACAUACAAAAUAUUGACACUCCUCAAGAAUUAAGACGUCAACGUCUGUUACAGUUUCAAAAAAGGUGUAGGGACAGUACAUUUAAUGUUCGACGUGGAAUAUUGGAAGAUGCCUUUAAUUCUGAAGAUGAACUUGACGAAGAUAUGGAAAUUGACGAAAGUAACAAAAAAAGAAAUUACUCAUUCAAACGAUAUAAAUGUUAUGCAAAUCAGUUAAUGAUGUCUGAAUGGAUGUUGGAUGUACCUCAAGAUUUUGUGGAAAAGUGGAUAAUGGUUCCCUGUCCAGAAGGCAAAAGAAUUUUAUUGGUUGCAUGUAAAGGUAUAACCAAAGCGUAUAAUAAAAGAGGCAAUCGACUUGGAAAAUUUUAUUCAGCACUUCCAGGUGGUAAUCCUUCAAGUCACAGAGGUAAUUGCACCAUCAUUGAUUGCAUAUGGAUAAAACAACAAAAAAUAUAUUAUGUCUUGGAUGUGCUUGCAUGGUGUAAUCAAUCACUUAUAAACUGUGAUACUGAAUUUAGAUUUUUUUGGUUAAAAUCGCAAUUACAAGAAAUAAAAGAACUACAAGAAAGAAAUAUGCCCUUAAAUACAUUUCCAAUAUUAUCUCUACCAAAUAUUAGUUGUAACUUAGAUGUAAGUUCAGAAUUAGCAAACCUUCCAAACAUAUCUCCUUUGGAUGGUUUACUAUUUUAUCAUCGUGAUGGACAAUAUACUAAAGGUCGUACUCCACUUGUAACAUGGUUGAAACCGUUUAUGUUGACUGAAGUACUUGGUAUCUUUAUGCCAGCGCCGUUUGAUGAAAAACCUGAUGGAUACAUAGAUUUCAAAUAUUACAUUCUUAACAGCAAAGCUAAAAAGAGAAAAGAGGAACUGGAAACGCAGACACAGAUGGAUAUUGCAGAUGAAAAUCCUUAGAGAGAAAGUUUUUUUUAUUCAGAUGAACGAGCUUCUUUCAGAAGUAUAAUGUAUUAAAAAACGUAAUAGUAGUUUAUUUUUGUAGACUUGAGCUACAUGUACAGGUUGACCCGU
Molecule: messenger RNA, 1681 nt
Organism: Megalopta genalis
Lineage: Eukaryota; Metazoa; Arthropoda; Insecta; Hymenoptera; Halictidae
Gene: Snup
Product: snurportin-1
Biological process (GO): snRNA import into nucleus
Cellular component (GO): cytoplasm; nucleus
Source: RefSeq, a predicted model, not a curated record